AGCACGAAUAGGGUGGCUGGAGUUUGCUUAGCUAGAGACAUCAAUUGACUUGUGUGAUUGUUACGGAAAUGCUGGUGUAGGCGCUUCAGGAGACCAUGGGGAGAAAAUGGACAUACUGCGCAGUUUAUUCCAUCAUCCAGAUACAGUUGUUCAGGGGAGUAUGGGAAGAAAUUCUCAAUGCAAGAAAAAGUGUUUAUGCUCCACCUGGUUCUGAUGUCAACUUGACCUGCCAGACACAGAAGGGCUUCUUGGUACAGAUGCAAUGGUCUAAGGUCACUGAUAAAGUAGAGCUAAUUGCCAUUUACCAUCCUCAACAUGGUUUCCACUGUCCCCAUGGGCAUCCUUGUGAGUCACAUGUGGCUUCCAUAGAAACUCCUGGGAAUGCAACAAAAUGGACUCUGCACUUAAGAAAUGUCUCUUCCACUCUCAGUGGAAAGUAUGAGUGUAGCUUUACUCUGUACCCAGAAGGCAUCCAGAAUACAGUCUACAACCUUCUUGUUCAGGCACCUGCUCCACAGGAUGAAUGGGGAAGAAACUACACAAUAGAAAUAGAGAUAAAUCAAACUCUGGAAAUACCAUGCUUUCAAAAUACCUCCUCAGAAACUUCGUGUGGGUUCACCUUUGAAUGGUUGGUGGACAGUAAUGGAACCCAGGAAGCGCUCAUCACCCACAAUCAUCAAGUCAGCAAUUCCACAUUAUUUAAAGACAGAGUCAAGCUGGGUGCAGAUUGUGGACUCCACCUCUAUCCGGUCCAAAUCCAUGAUGACGGUCGGAUUUUCUCUUGCCACCUGGGAGUCAGUUCGCUCAAAGUCUGGAAGACUUCCACCACAGUCAAGGUUUUUGCUAAGCCAGAAGGCCCCAUGAUUGUGGAAAACACCACCAUGGAUGUCUUGGGAGAGAGAAGAUUUACCUGCCUAGUAAGGAAUGUAUUUCCCAAAGCAAACAUCAAGUGGCUUGUAGGUGGACGGUUUCUUCAAGGUGAUGAAGAAGGAAUACAGAUCACGAAUGAAAAGAAAAAAGACAGAAGUGGAUUUUGGGAACUGAAGUCAAUUUUAACAAAGAUGUAUGGUAACAGGCUAGCCCCAUCAAAUGUGACAGUUUUGUGUAUGGCUCUGUCUUCGGGCCCUGGAAAUAAAACAUGGAAAACUUCAUCAGAAAUUAUCACUCUUUCCUUGGAUUCUGAGAACUCUUCAACAGAACAACCACCUGUUGUAACAGAAUCUACUCCAAGCACCCAACUAUUUCCAGACAACAGUUCAUCUCCUAGAACCAGCAGACCUAACAUGAGUACAGAAAGUUUCAACCAUUUCCGGACCUUCAAUGGCACAGAUGCCAAAAACUCAGUUUCAUGGACACUCAGUGAAACGUACACCUCGGCCCCAUCAGAUACAAGCUUCACUUUUUAUGAUGUCAUCACUAGCACAAUCAGAGAAUCUCCAAAAGUCUCUACAGUUGCAAGCGAAGCUACUAAGAACAACAGCCACAUUUAUAUCACCAGUAUCGUAGUUAAUAAACCCAGAGAUGGAAUGUCCUGGCCAGUGGUUAUAGCAAUUUUGCUCUGUUUCUGCAUAAUAUUGUUUGGACUUGGAGUAAGAAAAUGGUGUCAGUACCAAAAAGAAAUCAUGGAAAGACCCCCACCUUUCAAGCCACCACCACCUCCCAUCAAGUACACAUGCAUGCAAGAGCCCAUCGGAAGUGAUCUACCUUGCCAUGAGAUGGAGGCACUUUAAUCCUUUGAGACUUUACCAAAGAGCGAAACUGUACUGGAGUCCAGUUGAAAAGUAGAUAUUUUACUUAAUUAAUGUAAUCAUCCACAAGCAAAGCUUCUGCUGCAACUGAAAUGAAUGUUGGAAAUAAAUGGUU
Nannospalax galili (Upper Galilee mountains blind mole rat) is the source of this 1863-nucleotide messenger RNA. RefSeq names its product CD96 molecule (gene Cd96). Gene Ontology annotation, biological process: cell-matrix adhesion; inflammatory response. The transcript has 13 exons. Bases 96 to 1730 code for a protein of 544 amino acids. The record is from RefSeq and is a predicted model, not a curated record. NCBI's taxonomy places the organism in Eukaryota, Metazoa, Chordata, Mammalia, Rodentia, Spalacidae.